AUGUCUGUCGCCGGAGUCCUGUCCUCGGUCCCCCUGCCGACUUUUGUCCAGAAGCGCCUCUUCACCCAGAACACACCGGCAAACCGGAGCUUGGGUAUCGACAAUAUCAAUCCUCACGUGAAAGAGGCGAAAUAUGCUGUUCGUGGCGAACUAGCGAUCAAGAGCGAGGAGUACCGGGCUCAGCUCGCAAAGGGCGAAGGCAAAGAUCUCCCAUUCGACUCGGUCAUCAGCGCGAACAUCGGAAACCCGCAACAACUCGACCAAAAGCCAAUCACUUUUUUCCGACAGGUCGCAAGUCUGGUCGAGAAUCCUCUCCUGCUUGAGCACGAAGAUGUGUUGAAGAAUAGCCUGGGUUACAACAGCGACGCCAUCCAGCGUGCGCAAAAGCUGCUGAAGGAUGUCAAGAGCGUCGGCGCAUACUCACAAUCGCAAGGAGCACCUGGCAUUCGACAGAGCGUGGCAGAAUUCAUCGAGAGACGAGAUGGGUUCCCCGCAGAUCCAGCGAAUAUCUACCUGUGUGGAGGUGCCAGCGCUGGUGUCAACGCUCUUAUGACCGUCAUCUGCUCUUCGCCACAGACUGGCAUCCUCGUCCCGAUUCCACAGUACCCUCUCUAUACCGCCACAUUGAGCUUGCUCAACGCCCAGGUCGUGCCAUACUAUCUCGAGGAGGAGUCGAAUUGGAGCACCAACGUCGACGGUAUGCGUACGGCUUUGAAGGAGGCGCAGGCCAAGGGCAUCGAUGUUCGCGCAGUGGUUGUGAUCAACCCAGGUAAUCCUACUGGAGGAUCGCUGGAGUCGAGUAACAUCAAGUCUGUCAUCGAGCUUGCGGCCGAAGAAAAGCUUGUGGUGCUCGCCGACGAGGUCUACCAGACGAACGUGUUCGAGGGCGAGUUCAACAGCUUUAAGAAGUGCUUGCGCGAACUGCAGAAGAGUGAGAAGAACAAGGAGGGCAAAUUUGACAACAUCGAGAUGGCGAGCUUGCACAGCAUCAGCAAGGGUAUGGUCGGCGAAUGUGGACACCGAGGAGGUUACUACGAGAUGGUUGGGUUCGACGAGAAGGUUGUCGAACAAGUCUACAAAUUCGUCAGCAUCAUGCUCUGCCCGCCAGUCAUCGGCCAAUGCCUUGUCGAGCUCAUGGUCAACCCGCCCAAAGAAGGCGAACCCUCCUACGCUCAGUACCGCAAAGAAUACGACACGACCUUCAACAACCUCAAGGAGCGUGCCAACGCUCUAUACCACGCUUUCAAGGAAAUGGAAGGUGUCGAGUGCCAGGAACCACAGGGUAGCAUGUACCUCUACCCGACCAUCAAGUUGCCACAGAAGGCGAUCGAGGCGGCCAAGGAGGCGGGCAAGAGUGCCGAUGAGUUUUACUGUUUGAGACUGCUGGAUGCCACGGGUGUGUGUAUCGUUCCGGGUGCUGGGUUCGGACAGAAGGAGGGCACUUUGCAUUUCAGGACGACAUUCCUGGCGCCGGGCACGGAUUGGGUGAAGAGGAUUACGAAGUUCCACGCGGAGUUCUUGGAGAAGUACAGAUGA
This is a messenger RNA of Zymoseptoria tritici IPO323, 1536 nucleotides long. RefSeq lists its product as uncharacterized. The record is from RefSeq and is a predicted model, not a curated record. Bases 1 to 1536 code for a protein of 511 amino acids. NCBI's taxonomy places the organism in Eukaryota, Fungi, Ascomycota, Dothideomycetes, Mycosphaerellales, Mycosphaerellaceae. Gene Ontology annotation, molecular function: L-alanine:2-oxoglutarate transaminase activity; pyridoxal phosphate binding. The transcript has 2 exons. Gene Ontology annotation, biological process: biosynthetic process.